AAGUAGGUAUAGAAGAUAUGUACCGAUAUUAAGUUGUCACAUAUAAAAAUAGUUAAUAUUAAAUUAAUUUAAAAAUAUAAAUAUAUAUGUAUAAUUAAAAUAAUAAAAAUUUUAAAUAAAUAUACUACAAAAAAAAAAUCGUGAAACUACGUGCACAAAAAUAUAGGUUUAAGUGCGGAUUUCAACUUUCAAUUGCAGGACUAUGAGAUAUCGAAGGCGUAACUGUCCGCGCACAGGAUUGCGCAUCACAUGGUCGAAGAAAAUCAUCCGCAAAGAAUUGAUCGGGAAGGAGGAGUACAGGAACACAAAUCGCCGAGUCUCCAAAUGGAAGUUAGAGAUCCAGUGAUAAUCAGAGACAAGGACGAGAUGAGGCAAUGGUCAAGGUACAUGAGAGCCCAGGGCAAGACCAUAGGGUUAGUCCCCACCAUGGGUUAUCUACACGAGGGUCACCUCUCGCUCCUCAGAGAAGUACACAAGCACACCCACCUCACCGUGGUCUCCAUCUAUGUAAACCCAGGUCAGUUUUCUCCCUCUGAAGACCUCUCCACAUACCCAUCUGAUAUCCAUGGGGACAUCAACAAGCUUAAGUCGGUUCCUGGUGGGGUUGACGUUGUCUUCAAUCCUCACAAUUUGUAUGACUAUGGAAACAGUAGUGGUGAGAGAGAAAGGGAAGUGAAGAGAGAGAAAGAGGGAGGGGGGCUAGUGUCUUGCCUGGAGGAGAGGGGACUGGGGCAUGAGACAUGGGUGAGGGUUGUGAGGUUGGAAAAAGGAAUGUGUGGAAACAGCAGGCCUGUCUUUUUCAGAGGGGUUGCCACUGUUGUUGCCAAGUUAUUCAAUAUUGUGGAGCCCGAUGUUGCCAUGUUUGGGAAGAAGGAUUACCAGCAGUGGCGAAUUAUAAGGCGAAUGGUCAGGGAUCUUGAUUUUUCCAUAAAAGUAAUCGGUUCUGAGAUAGUUAGAGAUGAUGAUGGCCUUGCAUUGAGCUCCCGCAAUGUGCACCUCUCACCUGAAGACAGAGCAAAGGCCUUAUCAAUAAAUCAAUCACUUUUUAAAGCUAAGUAUGCUGCAGAAAAGGGUCAAACCAGUUGUAGAGAAUUGAAGAGUUCAGUCAUCCAAGCAAUUCAGGAAGCUGGAGGAAGAAUUGAUUAUGCUGAGAUUGUAGACCAAGAAAAUUUAGAGCCAAUGGAAGAGAUUAAAGGGGGCGUUGUGUUUUGUGUGGCUGCCUGGUUUGGUAAGGUGAGGCUAAUUGACAACAUGGAAAUCAAUGUCUGAGGUCAUGCGCUUGUUCAAACUGCAUUUCACACCAUCCACAGGUUGUAUCAUUCUUGUAGCCGACAUUUUAUAUGCUUCUUUGAUGCUCCUUUCAUGGCAAAUGUACUUGUAAACAUUGUCAAAUUUAGUAAACGGAGACAAAGCUUCUUUUUUUCGUCAAAGGAAGGAAAGAUUGGAUGAUUAUGGUCUAGUUCUUACAGUCUAA
Molecule: messenger RNA, 1474 nt
Organism: Diospyros lotus (date-plum)
Lineage: Eukaryota; Viridiplantae; Streptophyta; Magnoliopsida; Ericales; Ebenaceae
Product: pantoate--beta-alanine ligase
Exons: 5
Coding region: 250-1269 (339 amino acids)
Biological process (GO): pantothenate biosynthetic process
Molecular function (GO): pantoate-beta-alanine ligase activity
Source: RefSeq, a predicted model, not a curated record